This is a messenger RNA of Plasmodium gonderi, 1536 nucleotides long. RefSeq names its product glutamate dehydrogenase. The transcript has 3 exons. Lineage: Eukaryota; Apicomplexa; Aconoidasida; Haemosporida; Plasmodiidae. The record is from RefSeq and is a predicted model, not a curated record. Gene Ontology annotation, cellular component: cytosol. The coding region runs from base 1 to 1536 and encodes 511 amino acids. Gene Ontology annotation, molecular function: L-glutamate dehydrogenase (NADP+) activity.
AUGAUUCUAUCUUUGACCACCGUGACCUUUUGGAUCCUAACUUCUGGCACCAGAGCACUUUUGAAGGGAAGUCAUUUGAAGCAUCUUACGCAAGGUUAUAUCACCACACAACCGCUUAAAGGAUCAUUCACGAAGGAUACAGGGCGAAACAAAUUGCGGAGUUUCACAGACAACUAUGGAUACAAUUUCUCCAAAUCGAUCGAAUCAAAAAUUGAUGAACUUCACGAAAGAGUAAAACAAAGAAAUAAAAACGAGCCAGAAUUUUUACAGGCAUUUGAAGAAGUGCUAAAUUCGCUGAAACCAGUUUUUAAAAAAAAUAAUGUAUAUUUGGGAGUGUUGGAAAACAUAGCGGAACCAGAGAGAGUAAUUCAGUUUAGAGUGCCAUGGGUGGAUGAUAAAGGUGAACAUAAAAUGAACCGAGGGUUUCGAGUUCAGUACAGUUCAGUGUUAGGACCUUACAAAGGAGGGUUAAGAUUUCAUCCAAGUGUUAAUUUAAGUGUUAUAAAAUUUCUUGGAUUUGAACAAAUUUUUAAAAAUAGCUUAACAACAUUGCCCAUGGGAGGAGGAAAAGGAGGAUCCGAUUUCGACCCCAAAGGAAAAUCAGAAAAUGAAAUUUUAAAGUUUUGUCAAUCAUUUAUGAUAAACCUGUUUAGAUAUAUUGGACCGAAUACUGAUGUUCCUGCAGGUGAUAUAGGAGUUGGGGGACGUGAAAUUGGCUAUAUGUUUGGGCAAUAUAAAAAAUUAAAAAAUGCAUUCGAAGGUGUAUUAACAGGAAAAAAUACAAAAUGGGGUGGAAGUAACAUACGAGCAGAAGCUACUGGAUAUGGAGUUGUAUAUUUUGCAGAAAAUGCUUUAGCGAAAUAUAAUGAUAAUUUAAAAAAUAAAACAUGUGUAGUUAGUGGAAGUGGGAACGUGGCACAAUAUUUAGUUCAAAAACUUGUCGAGAAAGGAGCUAUCGUUUUAACAAUGAGUGAUAGUGAUGGAUAUGUUUUGGAACCAAAUGGAUUUACUACAAAACAGCUAAAUUACAUUAUGGAAUUGAAAAAUGUGAAAAGAGAAAGACUGAAAGAAUAUGUUAAAUAUUCAGAUACUGCAAAAUAUUUCGAAAAACAAAAACCUUGGAAUGUCCCAUGUAAUCUUGUUUUCCCUUGUGCAACACAAAACGAGAUUAAUCUAACGGAUGCUGACUUGUUAAUAAAAAAUAAAUGCAAAAUGGUCAUUGAAGGUGCUAAUAUGCCUACGCACAUUCAGGCAAUGCACAAAUUAAAACAAAAUGGAAUUAUCAUUUGUCCAUCCAAAGCUGCCAAUGCUGGUGGAGUAGCAGUGAGUGGACUCGAAAUGAGUCAAAAUUCUAUGAGAUUGCAAUGGACACCUCAAGAAACAGACCGCAAACUCCAACUCAUCAUGAAGAACAUUUAUGACCAGUGCGACUCUGCCUCCCAAUUUUACCUGAACGAGUCAGAUCUUGUUGCCGGUGCCAACAUCGCGGGAUUCCUCAAGGUGGCUGACUCGUUCCUGGAACAGGGGGGUUUAUAA